AUGCAAACCAUCUUUAUCGUUUGGCACCAAAUAAAGUCUGUGGGGCCGACCCUUGACCCAGAGAAAGACGAAGACGACGAAGACGACGAAGACGACGAAGACGACGAAGACGACGAAGACGACGAAGACGACGAAGACGACGAAGACGACGAAGACGACGAAGACGACGAAGACGACGAAGACGACGAAGACGACGAAGACGACGAAGACGAAGAGACGAAGACGACGAGACGACGAAGACGACGAAGAGACGAAGAGACGACGAAGACGACGAAGACCACGAAGAUCACGAAGACGACGAAGACGACGAAGACGACGAAGACCACGAAGAUCACGAAGACGACGAAGACGACGAAGACGACGAAGACGACGAAGACGACGAAGACGACGAAGACCACGAAGAUCACGAAGACGACGAAGACGACGAAGACGACGAAGACGACGAAGACGACGAAGACGACGAAGACCACGAAGAUCACGAAGACGACGAAGACGACGAAGACGACGAAGACCACGAAGAUCACGAAGACGACGAAGACGACGAAGACGACGAAGACGACGAAGACGACGAAGACGACGAAGACGACGAAGACGACGAAGACGACGAAGACCACGAAGAUCACGAAGACGACGAAGACGACGAAGGCGGCGAAGGGGACGAAGGGGACGAAGGGGACGAAGGGGACGAAGGUGACGAAGGCGACGAAGGGGACGAAGGGGACGAAGGGGACGAAGGGGACGAAGGCGACGAAGGGGACGAAGGGGACGAAGGCGACGAAGACCAUGAAAUGCUUCGUGCAGCUGCAUUUAUACCUCAUAAAA
This is a messenger RNA of Iphiclides podalirius (scarce swallowtail), 822 nucleotides long. The record is from the annotation of a GenBank genome assembly. NCBI's taxonomy places the organism in Eukaryota, Metazoa, Arthropoda, Insecta, Lepidoptera, Papilionidae.